This is a messenger RNA of Chondrus crispus (carragheen), 3207 nucleotides long. RefSeq lists its product as hypothetical. Lineage: Eukaryota; Rhodophyta; Florideophyceae; Gigartinales; Gigartinaceae. The record is from RefSeq and is a predicted model, not a curated record. Gene Ontology annotation, biological process: glutathione catabolic process; proteolysis. The transcript has a single exon. Bases 1 to 3207 code for a protein of 1068 amino acids. Gene Ontology annotation, molecular function: protein binding; peptidase activity.
AUGAAACACACUGAUCGAAGACCAUCUCUAGCUAUGGUUUCGUCAGAGCCGCUUACAGAACGUCGAGCCGACUGGGUCACAGUGCCAAGAAACUCUACCAUCGUGAUCACGAAGUCGAUGCACAUCUUGAUAUCUCCAAUUCGCGAGACUCCGGAUAACCACAUUUCUAGAAUCCUUCUCAAUGUGGGAGAGUCGCAGUACCCUGGCUGGAGGAACGGCGGGAUAUUCCAUUCUCGAGGAAGGAUGCAAAAACAACUAAUGGAUAAACGAGGCAGGCAGGAGAUCAGCAGUCCCUCCCUCAGCAGUAGCGCCUUUACGGUUGGGAGUACAGUGCGUGCCACAAUCACAAUCCCGGACAGAACAGUGCUAUGCUGCACCAUUAUGGAGCCAUUUCUUUUCAGCGGCAUGGACGACGGAACAAUUCACGUUUGGAAUAUGGACGACAGCGUGCUGUCUGAAGUGCUUCGAACCGGAAGAAGACCAGUCUUGGCGAUGUUGACCAUAUCUGAGGCAGGCAUCUUAAUUAGCGCGACUUCUGCUUCUACUGUCACAGCCUAUCGCAUGACAUCAGAUAGGCGAUUCGAGGCCUCGUUCGUCGUUUGCUGUGAGGGUAAAGGCGAUGUCAUGUCGCUAGCAAGAGUUGGAACGAAAAUUUUUGCAGGUUCAUCUGACGCGAAAGUCCGCUGUGUCAUUGAGGAUAUAUUUUCCGUUGAGACUUCUUCGUCACACGAAAGGGAACCUUCCAUCGACACCUCGUCCGAUAGAAGCUCAUCUUUUGCCGAUAUUCCGAGGGUUUAUGAUGCGCAUGAUUUCCCUUCGAGAGGUGCUGAGGCAACGCAUUACGGAUUUGUGUUUGCAAUGACGUCCUGUCUGGAAGGGCGAUAUUUAUGUACAGGCAGUGGCGACGGCCUUCUCCGAGUGUGGGAUAUGGUCAGCGAGGAAUGUGUCCAGACACGUGACGACCACGCCGGUGCUAUUCUUGCGCUUGCAGCUUACGAAGUAGUCCAAGGCGUCAUGCUUUUUUCGGGGUCCAGAGACUGCUCCGUUAAAGUCUGGGUUUGGGAUGGAGAAAACGGCUUCAUAUGCAAGCGCACCCUCCGAAAGCACAAGGACGAAGUCGUUUUUUUGACUCGCUUCGGUGAUAAGCUAGUGUCUGGGUCGGCUGACGGGCACGUUUGUGUGUGGUGUACCCAGUCUCUUGCAUUAUUGUGCCAGUAUCGAGAUAACACUCUCAAGGCAGGUGCAGUGAGUCUCAAUUCCAAGCUGCUGUUCACAUCUUCUGAUGAGGGUACAAUCUACGUCAGGGAUAUCUUGUUGACUGAAAGAGACCUUGGCCGACGGGAUUCGCUUUCGCGCACUAGUACGGGAGAGUACGGCUUCAACCAGAUAGAGAGCAUUUCUGAUGCAGCUGAGCAGGGAUACGAUGAUGUAGCUCCAAAUGAAAUCAGUCCGGGUCAUGUAGUUUCGAAAGACGCGAUUCAGUGCGGGCUGUGUGUUAACCCUACCACCUCUGCAGAGCUUCUUGUAUCAGAGGUCCACGAAGAAUUGGACGAGACGGAGACUCUGGUUCCUGGUGUAACAAACGAGAUGAUACUGGCUCCACCAAUGUCCCCCGUCACUGGGUGCGACAAGACACGUGAAGAGCUGCUCUCCACGAUUUUAACGGAAAAGGAGAGCGCUGCAAGCUCAAGUAAGUCUUCUCUUGAGGAAAGAGGAAAAUUUCUGGACCCAAGCUACUCUCGAGACAGAGCGGGUAACGAAGGUAUCCUGUCUUCGCAGUCAAUCGAACGUCGACUUAUUCAGGAUACUCUAGCACGCUUUCUGUCGUUUCCAACUGUAUCUGGUACAGAAGAGCACUGGGAGGAUUGCUGGCAAGGUGCGCGAUACAUUGGAACAUUUCUUGAGGGCUUAGGGGCUAGUGUGAAGUACUUCAGCACAACUCCAGGAAAGAACCCUUCAUCCGAUAGUUCUGGGAAAAUGCAAAUCUCGCGACAAAGUACGCUUGCCGGGUCGAACCCAAUUGUGCUUGCGAAAUUUGCAAGCAGUAAUCCAUCUGCCAAAACUGUGACAUUUUAUGGGCAUUACGACGUCAUGCCAGUGGAUUCAACUCACUGGCGCACAGAUCCUUGGACAUUGACGGCAAUUGAUGGAUACUAUUAUGGAAGAGGAGCAACCGACAACAAAGGUCCUAUCAUUGCGAUGAUCUUUGCGAUAAAGAAGCUUCUUGAGGAGAGUGCAGAGGGUCUCAAGUCUAACUUCGUCUUCAUUCUUCAAGGAGAAGGUGAAACAUCGAAUGCAGGUUUCAAAGAGUGUGUAAAGUCCCACCUCCACUGGUUUGAGAACACAUCUCUUGUCCUAACAUCGAAUUCGUACUGGCUUGGGGAAGAAAAACCGUGCAUCACGUACGGAUUUCGGGGCCUUAUCGAGCUCAACGUUUCCGUGACGGGAGCGUCUCGGAACUUACACUCAGGCGUCGAUGGUGGAGCGAUCUUCGAACCAAUGACAGACCUUGUAGCGGUACUGGGAACAAUGACUAGCGCAAGUGGCGGGGUCCGCAUUCCUGGUUUUUUCGAUGAUGUCCGGCCUCCCACGGCAGCUGAGAAGAAACUCCUGCAAGACACUGACUUCACGGUAGAGGAAUAUCGGAGCGGAACAGGAGUCAGUCGUUUCACUUCAGACAACGCGACGGAAAUCUUGGAGUCCCGCUGGACGAACCCCUCGAUAUCAAUAACAUCCAUCGAGACUAGCAACGCAUCCGGCUUCUAUUCUGUUGUACCGCGGAAGGCAGAAGCAAAAAUUUCUAUUCGGUUUGUCCCUGACCAGAACCCAUCAAAGAUAGAGAAUGCCGUGGCAGCUCAUCUACAAUCCGAAAUUGAAAAGCGUCGGUCACCAAAUGCCGUAGAAGUAGAGUGCGUGAACAAAGGCGAUUGGUGGUUAGGUGACCCUUCCUGCCGCCAGUUUCAAAUUGCCGAACGAGCAGUUCGGGCGGUGUGGGGCAUUAAGCCAGUAUACGUGCGUGAGGGUGGCAGCAUGCCAUUGUUCUCAUAUUUGGUCAAAACUUUGCAAGCCCCGCUUGUACAAAUACCUCUUGGACAAUCCUCCGACGGCGCGCACUUGCCAAAUGAACGUAUUCGGAGUAUCAACCUCUUUCGAGGAAAGGAAGUGCUCCAGCGUAUCGUGCGAGACUUCGCUGAAACAAGUAAGUAG